This is a messenger RNA of Sphenostylis stenocarpa, 621 nucleotides long. The record is from the annotation of a GenBank genome assembly. NCBI's taxonomy places the organism in Eukaryota, Viridiplantae, Streptophyta, Magnoliopsida, Fabales, Fabaceae.
AUGGCGCUUAACGAUGAAGAAAUCGCGAGACUCUAUCGGAUCAGGAAGACGGUGAUGCAGAUGUUGAGGGACAGAGGUUACCUCGUCGGAGACUUCGAAAUCAACAUGUCCAAGCAUGAAUUUAAAUCCAAGUACGGAGAGCACAUGAAGCGCGAGGACCUCGUCAUUAACAAGUCCAAGAAGGACAACUCCGGCGAUCAGAUCUAUGUGUUCUUCCCGGAGGAGGCGAAGGUGGGGGUCAAAACGAUGAAGACUUACACCAAUCGCAUGAACUCCGAAAACGUCUACAGAGCCAUUCUGGUGACUCAGACUAACCUCACUCCCUUCGCCAGAACCUGCAUCAGUGAAAUCUCCUCCAAAUUUCACUUGGAGGUUUUUCAGGAGGCGGAGCUGCUGGUGAAUAUUAAAGAGCAUGAGCUUGUCCCGGAACAUCAGGUUCUCACUGAUGCUGAGAAGAAAACCUUGAUUGAGAGAUACACUGUGAAAGAAACUCAGCUACCUAGGAUUCAGGUGACAGAUCCUGUAGCAAGAUAUUAUGGAUUGAAACGUGGUCAAGUUGUGAAGAUUAUUCGGCCCAGUGAAACAGCUGGAAGAUAUGUUACAUAUAGAUUUGUUGUAUAA